Molecule: messenger RNA, 1807 nt
Organism: Plutella xylostella (diamondback moth)
Lineage: Eukaryota; Metazoa; Arthropoda; Insecta; Lepidoptera; Plutellidae
Product: allantoinase
Biological process (GO): purine nucleobase catabolic process; allantoin catabolic process
Cellular component (GO): cytoplasm
Molecular function (GO): cobalt ion binding; allantoinase activity; zinc ion binding
Source: RefSeq, a predicted model, not a curated record
AAUCCGAACUCAUAUAAGAUGCUACUCAUUAAGUUAGUUAUACAGACAAGACUCCUAAAUAAACAUACAAUGUAAACAACAUCCUUAUCAAGACUAGACAUGCACACUACACAGUAACUACUGUAGAUAAAUUAAUAAUAAUCGCUGUACUGAUUGGAGAUUGACCUAACUCGCUGCAUAUCGAGUAGUUCGAUUGAGUUGCUACAGCGACCGGUCGGGUGAUGGCGUCCAGUGAUUGUCAAUUGUUUCUGAGUAGACGUCUCGUUACAGAGUCGGGGGUAUCUGAUGGAGGAGUGCUGGUUAACGGGAGUGGAGUGAUCGAUAGCAUUAUCACCAGAGAUCAAGCUGAGCGGCUGCUGGUUGAAAAUGCGGGAACAAUUAAGGUGGUAGAUGGCGGUAACCUGGCGCUGCUGGCCGGGGUGGUGGACUCGCACGUGCACGUCAACGAGCCCGGCCGCACGGCGUGGGAGGGCUUCCGCACCGCCACCGCCGCCGCCGCCGCGGGGGGCAUCACCACGAUUGUUGAUAUGCCGCUGAAUUCUAUUCCACCCACCACUACUUUGGAGAACUUGAGAAUCAAAGCCGCUUCAGCGAAAGGAAACAUUUAUACUGAUGUCGGAUUUUGGGGCGGAGUCAUUCCUGAAAACCAAGAUUCCCUGCGAGACCUUGUGAAAGCCGGAGUGGUCGGGUUCAAAUGUUUUCUUUGCCCCAGUGGUGUCGACGAGUUCCCGAAUGUGGGGCCAAAAGAUUUAGUAAAAGCAUUCGAGGCUUUAGAAGGGACAGGAUCGGUACUCGCAUUCCAUGCAGAGAUGGAUUGUGAAGGUACAGUUACUAGUUCAAAUGCGAAAAAAGACCCUGCGGAAUAUGCGACUUAUCUCGAAUCUCGUCCACCAGACAUGGAACUGAAUGCCGUGUCAUUAAUAAAGAGUUUACUGCCUAAAACAAAUGUUCGAGUGCACAUCGUCCAUGUAUCUUCAGCGGCAGUGGUGCCGUUGUUGGAAGACGCUCGGAAGAGCCGGCGUCAGGGUGGCCACGGCGGCUGGCGGGAUGGAGUGACAGCCGAAACCUGCCAUCACUACCUCUCACUCAGCUCCGAACACAUACCCAGGGGUCACAGCGAGUUCAAGUGCGCCCCACCCAUAAGGGACAACCAGAAUAAGGAGAAGUUAUGGCAAUAUUUAUUAGAAGACAAGCUGGACCUUGUGGUGUCGGAUCAUUCACCUUGCACGCCCGAUUUGAAAUGCGCAAAUAACUUAGAGGCUUGGGGAGGCAUUUCAUCUGUGCAGUUUGGAUUACCUUUAUUUUGGACGUCGGCCGUGACCCGCGGACUGGGUUUGGAGCACAUAACCCGGUUCCUCUCGAUGGGGCCCGCCAAUUUAUGCGGCCUACAGCACCGCAAGGGGUCUCUGAAGCCAGGAUUGGAUGCGGACCUCAUAUUUUUCGAUCCCGAAGCCACUUUUGUUGUUACUGUGGAAAAGAUACGGCAUAAAAAUAAGCUAACUCCUUAUCUUGGAAAGGAAUUAAGAGGUGUUGUGAAGAAAACUUAUCUACGUGGACGACUUAUUUACUCUGAGGGCGAUAUUAUUGAAGAUCCCAAAGGAAAUAUGCUGUUGAAUAAUGUUUAAGUGCAAAUUAUGAACAAUUGUUAAUUAAUAACCCUUAUUACCAUGCUGUUUACGUUUACGGAUUAUAUCGGAUUAUUAAGUACUUACCUACAGGGCCUAGUAGUUUUUAUACUUACUCCAUAGGUAUGUUGUAAACAUUAUAUAUAACGUACAAGUAUAGUAAAGCAUAAUAAACAUAAUAA